Messenger RNA from Cyclopterus lumpus (lumpfish), 3436 nucleotides. Its product is annotated as beta-1,3-galactosyltransferase 2. Gene Ontology annotation, molecular function: N-acetyl-beta-D-glucosaminide beta-(1,3)-galactosyltransferase activity. The record is from RefSeq and is a predicted model, not a curated record. Lineage: Eukaryota; Metazoa; Chordata; Actinopteri; Perciformes; Cyclopteridae. The transcript has 5 exons. Bases 274 to 1293 code for a protein of 339 amino acids. Gene Ontology annotation, cellular component: membrane.
CAGAGGAAGUAGCUGAGAAGCUCACCUUACAACACACACACAGAGGGAUAGUGAAUUCAUGCUCCGCUGCUGUGUCGGUGCUCUGAUUGUCCUAAUGUCUUUGUCUCCAACUGGAGAUGAAUAGAACUAAGAGGCCGUGAGCUCGUCUGCUACGAACCACAAACCACAAUGCAUUUGGACACUGACACUUCUACAGUAACAUCCUCAUUCUCACCUGCCGUCUGUCUGGCAGCAGCUUGCUGAAUCAGCCGCAAGCGCUCGGAAAUCGGAAGAAUGUCGCAGAGCGCCUUUUACAGAUGUGAAAAGACCCCAUGGACCAGAGUGAGACGAUGCUUGUGUUUUUGGAUGCUGUUACUCACCGUUGGAACGUUUAUGUUAACCUUCUACGUUUCAAGCCUCAACCUGUCAUGGCUUCUGACGUCAAAUACUCCAGAGGAUAUCUCACCAGAGGACCUUUCAGUGUACUUUGUGUCCUACCCAAGCCAGUACAGUAUCACAGUGGAUGAACCACAUAGAUGUUUGCAAGAAAGGCCAUUCUUGGUUCUUAUGAUCCCAGUCGCACCCAACAACAGAGAGGCCCGUGACACGAUCCGCAACACGUGGGGCAAAGAAACAACAGUGCUGGGCAAAGUGGUCAGCCACUACUUCCUCCUGGGAAUGUCCAAAGAGGAAGAUGGCACAGAAAGCAUCAAAGAGCAAGUGCUAGAGGAAAGCCGGAGACAUCACGAUAUCCUCCAGAGUGACUUCUUGGACAGCUACAAUAACCUCACUAUCAAAACCAUGGUCAUGUUCGAAUGGCUCAGCUCCCAUUGCCCCAACACUUCCUUCGCCAUGAAAAUAGACUCGGACAUGUUCCUUAAUGUCCGCAACCUGGUCGACAUGCUUUGGAAAGCCCCGCGACACCUCUACAUGACGGGAAUGCUGGCGAGCGGUGCUUCUGUUCUCAGAGACCACACCUCAAAGUGGUUUCUGCCGGUUUCCGUCUUCCCUGAGAACUAUUUUCCACCGUACGCCCUGGGACUGGGCUAUGUGUUCUCACUGGAUUUACCCAAGAGGAUACUGGAGGCGUCGGCACAUGUUAAAGCUAUUUACAUCGAAGAUGCCUACGUGGGACUGUGCAUGAGGCAUUUGGGAAUCGUACUGACGGAUCCUCCUCGUGGUGAUUUGUUCCAGGGAAUGGUGCCUGAUGAGACAAGCAACUGUUACUGGACCUCAGUCAUAACAACAAUACUGAAGAACUCCGACCAGCUUUCACUAGUAUGGAGAGUGUAUCAGUCUCAAGAUGGCUGUUGACACUUCUGACAAUCUCAUGCCCCUGCACAACAAAACUCUCAAUACAUGUUAUGUUAUUGCUUUUAUCUGGUCUGGGCGUUGGAUACCAAAGUAACAGAGUUUGUAGGGCAGAUAUGUAUUUUUUUGAGGCUGAGGUAAUUCAGGUUUAUAUCUGAGGUGUUUGUAGAGAUGUCACAAAUGGUUGCAAAGGUGUCAAUAAUUGUGACGAUCUUAGGACGUAAACCAAUGGGGUUGUCUGCACGUAGAGCUCCUGCUAUUUGUUUUGAUAUUCUUUUUUCAAAGUAACCUUAAUGGCAUGAAGGAAAAUGUCAAUUUCUUUUGACUAUGAAACAACCAGCACAAAAAAUGUAUGACUACAUUUUACCACGGAAACUAAAGGCAGAAGGGUAUUGAUGGGACCACAGCCGCACAACUUUGAAACAAACUGACUCACCACAAAGCUUAUAGAAAUGUAUUUUUAGGGAAACUAGAAAACAUUUACGUGGCGGUACAACACAUGCAGCGGGGCUUUGUGUCUCGGAUAGCGAGACUGUUAUGAGUGAAAGUGUUGUGACGGUGCCCAUUGGUUAGAAGUUUUGCAUUUUGGCAGUCGCCAUUUGUUUCAUAUUUCAUGCACAGCAUUUCCCUAUGAAAAUACAGCUCGGGGAACACGAAGUACAGCAACAAUUGUGCGAGGAAUUAUUUUUGAAGAAAUAGAACAGAAUACGUUUCUUUAACAGUUGAUGGAAACAGAUGUUACAGUUUGGUGUUUCUGUUGAUUUGCUAUACUAGAGAGUUGGUUCUCAUAUUUAAUAUUUCUACAUUCAUUUGUUUAGCUCCUCUUGUGGUGUGGCUGUAAGGUAAUGACAGUCAGGUCACCACUACUAAAAUAUCUCAACUACUGAAUAUGAUGACCAUGAGAUGUAUUGUCCUGUAAAGGGUGAAUCCUGCUGAUGUUAUGGAUCAUCUAUCGUGCGAUUGUUUCUCGUAGUUUUGUGUGAAAUGUCUUGACACGCCAUGCAAUUAUUCAUAAUCUCCAGAGUAUGCGUUUUAAUGACUGUGGUAAUCCAGUGACUCUUCCUCGAGCCGCACCCUCUGGUUGGCAUUAUUUGUUCAGCGUGAAAAGGUCUGAUAAUUAUUAGAUGGAUUGCCAUAACAUUAAAACAAUAUAUUGUCAUAACUUGGAUGAUCCUUUAACUUUUCCAUCUCCAGGUAAAAGAAAAGAAGGUGUAAUGAAUCCGUUAGUCUACGGUAGCGUAGUUUACCCUCCAGUUAGCCUGAUAACUGGUUCAAAGAAGAGGCCUCACACCUCAAUAGUAGAGAUCCUUUAAAACGUGUUAACACCCUCACCUCGAGAUGACAAAACAGCAGGACCUGGACAUGUCUCCAGGGGUGUAGUGGUAUUUGUAUUUUGAUUACAUAACUGCUUCUAAAUUAUUAAGUAUACUUCAAAGUCUUCCAUGAAGAUGUUGCACUAUUAGCCGCCUCUGUGUAUGGUGAAGUAUGUGGAAUGGUGGUAGCACUGACCCUGGACAGCCUUAAUUAUAUAGUACAGCCGAGUCAAGGAUUAUUGUGUGCUAAGCACAUGUACAUAGGUCUGACACCAAGCGCCCCCUUAUCUCCUGUUUUCCAAAGAAACACAACGCAGGGAAUCUUCUGGAAGCCAGCAGCAGCGUUUAGCUGCAGCACUUCAAAUGGUAUUGAUCAGUUAGACCUACAGCCACUGAAGGCCUUUAAAGGUAAAUCAAUUGCUGCGCACUGAUGAGCAGAUACACAUUAUUUAUUUUUUUAAACUGUAAAUGUAUGUACGAUUUGUUUUUUGACAAUGGAUAUGUUUGACUUUUCCAAUAUAAUUAUUUCAUUUGCAUGGAAAUAUUUGUUUUUGUUUUCCUUAAUACAUGUCAGUUAAUUCAACUAAAUACUGAUUCAUCCCAUCAAAGUUAAUUUUUGUUACAUAUAUUUUAUAUUGAUGUUUGCAGAUACACUGCAGACCUUUUAUCUUCCACAACAAUCAACAUAUUCAAUUGUAUACUGUACAUAUGAAAGUGAGUGAGUGGUUAGAUGAGCCUCCUUUGUGUGAAAUGCAUGUUUGAUCACCUUACUUUGUCUUUUCUCCCUUUUCAAUUGUUCAGCAGUGAGACUCAUAAAAAGAUAUUUCCUGAUA